AUGCUUGAUUUCACUAUUUCGAAAAGCGAAGAAGACCAAACUCUAAUUAGUUUUCUCAAAAAAAGGUUUAAAACUACCUCUUUAAGUCUACUUUAUAAAUUAUUUCGCACUAAAAAAAUAAAGGUCAAUGGUGAAAAUAUCCGUUAUUAUCACUAUCGCUUAAAGACUGGAGAAAAAAUUGAAAUUUAUGACAAUUAUCUAAAACAGUCCAAUUUGGUUAUUUAUCCACCUUCCCAAUCUAAAAUAUAUUUUGAAAUCAUUUAUGAGGACCAAAAUAUUUUAAUUUCCCUAAAAGAGCAUGGGGUAACUAUGCCGAGUUUGGAUAAUGCUGUAAGAUAUUACCUAUCAAAAAAAGACCCUAUUGAUUAUCAACAGAAAAUUCAGCAAUUUUUCAUUUUAACUGCUGUUCAUCGGCUUGACAGAUUAACUAAAGGAUUGGUUAUUUAUCCUAAAAAUCCCCAAGCCAAGAAAGUCUUACAUAAAGCAAUUAGUGACAAAAGCAAAGUUACUAAAAAAUAUUUAGCGGUUUGCGAGAAUAAUCCCCUCCCUCAAGUUUUACCUAAUUAUGUUAGCGGCUAUUUGUGA
Molecule: messenger RNA, 585 nt
Organism: Entrophospora candida
Lineage: Eukaryota; Fungi; Glomeromycota; Glomeromycetes; Entrophosporales; Entrophosporaceae
Source: the annotation of a GenBank genome assembly